Molecule: messenger RNA, 10722 nt
Organism: Oryctolagus cuniculus (rabbit)
Lineage: Eukaryota; Metazoa; Chordata; Mammalia; Lagomorpha; Leporidae
Gene: THEMIS
Product: thymocyte selection associated
Biological process (GO): T cell receptor signaling pathway
Cellular component (GO): cytoplasm; nucleus
Source: RefSeq, a predicted model, not a curated record
UCUCCUCCCUCUUUCCUACUGUCCCCACUUAGAACCCACAGGCUCUGGUGUGAUGUUCCCUGCAUGCCUGGGGGAGGAAUGAUGAGCAAGGGCUGACGCUGCAGGCAAGUGACACCCCGAAGCUGUAGAUUUCUUCAAGUCCAGGUCCGCACCAACCCAAGGCAGAGCGAUGGCCUUAUCUCUGGAAGAAUUCAUCCACUCCCUUGAUCUCAGGACCCUCCCCAGAGUCCUAGAAAUCCAGUCAGGCAUCUAUUUUGAAGGCUCCAUUUAUGAAAUGUUUGGAAAUGAAUGCUGUUUGUCAACAGGAGAAGUGAUUAAAAUUAUUGGUCUCAACAUUAAGAAGAUCAUAGCUGAAAUCUGUGAACACAUUGAAGAUUGUGAGCCCCCACAACCAUUUGAAUUGCCUAUGAAUUUUCCAGGUCUUUUUAAGAUCGUGGCUGACAAAACUCCAUACGUUUCUCUGAAAGAAAUUACAAGAACCAUUCAUAUUGGACCAAGUCGAUUGGGGCACCCUUGUUUCUAUCACCAAAAGGAUAUAAAACUAGAGAAUCUUACCAUAAAGCAGGGUGAACAGAUCGUGCUCAAUUCAGUUGAAGAGAUCAAUGGGGAAGUAAUGGUGAACUGUGCAGUAGUGAGGAAUCAUCAAAAUCACUCUUUUCCUUUGCCUUUGUCAAAAGAAGGUGAAUUUUAUGAGUGUGAAGAUGAACAUAUUUAUACCCUAAAGGAGAUUGUUGAAUGGAAGAUUCCCAGGAAUAGAACACGAAUUGUGAAACUUACGGAUAUUUCAAAUAAGUGGGAUUCAACAAACCCAUUCCCUAAAGACUUUCGUGGUGCUCUGCUUCUCAAGCCAGUUUAUGAAAUUCAAGCUGUGAUGAAAUUCCGAAAGGAUAUAGUCCGCAUCCUCCCCAGUUUAGAUGUGGAAGUCAAAGAUAUUACUGACUCUUACGAUACCAACUGGUUCCUUCAGCUGUUGUCUACAGAAGAUCUUUUUGAAAUGACCAGUAAAGAGUUCCCCAUGGUGGCUGAAGUCAUAGAAGCGCCUCAAGGAAAGAAGCUGCCUAGAAGCAUUUUACAGCCUGGGAAAACCAUUGUGAUCCACAAAAAGUACCAGGCGUCAAGGGUCUUAGCCUCAGAAAUUAGAAGCAAUUUUCCUAAAAGACACUUCUUGAUCCCCACGAGUUACAAAGGCAAAUUCAAGCGGCGACCUCGGGAGUUCCCAACAGCCUAUGACCUCCAGAUAGCAAAAAGUGAAAAGGAGCCUCUGCAUGUGGUGGCUACCAAAGCCUUCGAUCCCCUGCAUGGCCAGCUGUCAUCUGUGUCUGUUGGGGACCAGUUUCUCGUGCAUCAGUCGGAUACGACCGAAGUCCUCUGUGAAGGAAUAGAAAAAGUAGUGAGUGUUCUGGCUUGUGAAAAAAUCCUCAAAAAGUCCUAUGAGGCAGCUCUGCUCCCUUUGUACAUGGAAGGAGGUUUUGUAGAAGUGAUUCACGAUAAGAAACAGUACCACAUUUCUGAGCUGUGUCAACAGUUCCGCUUGCCCUUCAAUGUGAAGGUAGCUGUGAGAGAUCUUUCCAUUGAAGAAGACGUGUUGGCUGCCACACCAGGACUGCAGUUGGAGGAAGAUAUCACUGACUCAUACCUAGUCAUCAGUGAGCUUGCCAACCCCAAGGAAUGCUGGGAAAUUCCAGUUGCCCGCUUGAAUAUGACUGUUCAGUUAGUUAGUAAUUUGUCUAUGGACCCAGGAUCACUUUGUGUCCGGAGUGUGGUGGAAGAGAUUACUGAAGAACAAUAUUACCUGGUGCGAAGAUAUGAAAGCUCCCUCUUGCACCCCCCACCUCGUCCUCCCAAACAUCCCUCAGUGGAGGAGACAAAGUUGACUCUGUUAACUUUAGAUAAAGAAAGGACAAUGGACCCGCGUAAGUCUCCCAAGAGACACCGUGUAGCAAUAUCUAAGAAACUUCACUCAAAUCAAGGUGGCCUGGAUUCAGGAGUACUGCCUGGUUGUCAGAGUCAUUUGACUGAUGUGGCGAGAGAGAAGAAGAAACAAGGGGCACCACAGUGUCAGGCAUCAGUGUGACUACAGAAACCUUCAAAAAUGAAAAACAUCAAAAAAUAGUGAGAUGUGACAGGAGGCAUUUGGACAGUGAACAUAAAUGUUGCAAUGGAGAUGGAAACUCAGCCUUCUAAAUGAAAAACAACCAUUCCCCAGCGGACUGCAGAAGAAACUCGACUGGCCACUGCAAAGGAGAAAACAACCUUAAAAGUUUUAGCAGAUAAAACUCAAAGAGGAAUCUAUGACAUGGAAUUCACAUAUUCUACUCUGCUGUGCCCAUAUCUGUAUGUAUCGCUUCAUUGUUAGUCAGGACAUAUUUAUUUAAUGUGCAUCUAUUUUUUUGGCUCUUAUUUCUACCACCAACAAUUAAGUAACUGAAAAACAUUUUAUAUUUCAGAGUAAAAUCAUUCUACAGUAGGAUGAAAGCUCACUGAUUAUUGUUACUUUUUUAUCAAUGGUUUUGAUAUUUUUCUACUGUUAUCAUCAUUCCUGUUCAGGCUAACUUGGAGAAAAAUAAUUGUAUGUGAGAGUGAUUUAAAAUACCUAGGUUUCUUAUCUGAGUCCCUUGUAACUCUGGAAAUGAGUUUGCCUUCACAACUGCAGUUUAUUUUUGUAAAUAAAUGUGUUCAAGUCUCAAGAGCCAAAGGUAUUUUGAGUCAUAGGAGUUUUCCAUAACUUCUUCCUUUGCCCCAACAACAUAAGAUCACAACUUAAAUGUCACCAAAGUUGUGAUAUUAUGUCUAAUUCUAUGUACUAUAUACUGCAUAACCCUUUAGAAGGAGAUUUACUGGGUUUGCAAGAAAACCAUUUAGUUAAUCCUAAUAUUUGAUGCAAAGAAAAAAGGCAAUAGAAUUGUAAAAAGAUACAAUAAAUUUGCCUGACCAGAAACCAAAGUGAUUGUUAAUUAUACAUAUCAGAAUAAAACUCUAAUAGUUGCACAAUCUGUAAAAAUUACCACAGCAGCUCUCACAUUUUGAUAAUUUGUCUUUCCAUGUAUUUUUUUCAUAUUAGAAACUAUUUAAAGCAAAGAAAAAGAAAAGUUAUCUGGCUAAUGUUAGAGAGAAAUUUAAUGGCGAAUCUUGGACUUUGUUCACAGAUCAUACUAUACAAAAACUAAUUUAUUUAAUCUCCCAUCUCCUAAUUAUUUUAUAUUAUGUGAACAAAUUAGUCAUUUGUUCCAAAUGAGGACAACAAAUCAUGAGAAAACUUAUCAACAGAAAAAAAAUACAGCUAAGUUUUUUUCAUACAAUGUUUAUAUUCUGAUCUAUUUUAUUUUAGUGUUUUUUUUUUCUUUUAAAUGACAAUGAAUCCUGAUUUUCAAUACCCUAAAAUUGUUCAGUGAUUUGGUUGUUGUACUACCAUUUGUUAUCUGUACAAUCUGAUAUUUUAUGGAUGGUUUCACUUUUAUUUAUCUUGCUUUCCAUUCCCCUAAGAACAAUAACUUAAAGUGUCUGUUCCCACACUUGAUCAUUGAUCACAGAGAAUUUUGACUACUACCAACCUUGGCAAACUGUAUAAUAGGUGUUUUAGGAUUUAUAGUAUUUGUUAUUUUUCAAAAAAUAGUGAAUACUUAGUAUUUCUUAACUGGUGUAUGAAAACAAUUGCAUUUUUAUUUUUGAUAAGUCCAAAUCUUUGAUUAAAAUUCAAGGGAGGGCAUGUCUUAGGUCUUAAGUCAUUAAGAGCUUUCUAAUGGAAAUCAUAUGUAAAAUUUCUAACUUAAAAUAAGUUCUUUUACAUAGUGUGCUUCCAGGUGUCUUGAUUUUGAAAAGUCUAGUGUGUGUUGUGUUCUGUGUUUAUGAAAUAAACAUCUUCCUAGAGCAAUUAAGUUAAAAUAUUAUUUAGAUUAAAUGAUUCUUUAUUGCCAAGGAUGAAUAGUAGUAGUUGUCUUGCAUUAAUCCAAGAGAAGAGUCCUUCGUGCUCUGCCCAGUCACAAUAACCAAAUUUCACAAUAUGCUCAAGUGGUUAGAUGGGGGCCGAGAACCAGUCAUGUUUCCCUCUUCCUAAUUGUAUCAUAAAAGCAGUUUUGGGUGCCGGCGCUGCAGCUCACUUGGCUAAUCCUUUGCCUGUGGCGCCGGCACACCGGGUUCUAGUCCCAGUUGGGGUGCCAGAUUCUCUCCCAGUUGCUCCUCUUCCAGUCCAGCUCUCUGCUGUGGCCUGGGAAGGCAGUGGAGGAUGGCCCAAGUGCUUGGGCCCUGCACCCGCAUGGGAGACCAGGAAGAAGCACCUGGCUCUUGGCUUCGGAUUGGCGCAGCGCACCGGCCAUAGUGGCCAUUUGGGGGGUGAACCAAUGGAAAAGGAAGACCUUUUUCUCUGUCUCUCUCACUGUCUAACUCUGCCUGUCCAAAAAAAAAAAAAAAAAAAGCAGUUUUGGGAAGGAGCAUGGAUGGGAGUGAGAAAGGAGAGAAGAAAAUGUAUUUUUUUUCAAAUGGGCUCACUCAACUCUUAAAACUAGAACAUUAAUAUAAAAACUUUUAGUUUUAAGAUCAAAGUCAACAUUUGAGAUUUUCACAUGUUUACCCAAAGGUUUUUGAUUAAAGUUACUUUAAAAGGGAAUAGAAUAUGUAACAUUUGUGGGAAGUAAUAAUCAGAAUUAGGAUCUAUAUCUCCAUAGUCUGGAAUACGAAAAAUGGAAUCUGACAGAAUAAAAGUUUUCUUUUGAUUCUACCAUCAAAAUCUUUCCACAGUUUUUCACUUCCUGCUGAUUCUGUUUCUGCUACUGUGGUUCCAGCUGCAGUCAUCUUGUUUGGGUUACUGCGCUAACCCUGUAACCAUUCUGCCCUUUCAUUUCCUUGCUACCAGUCUAUUGCAGUAGCCCAAGUGACUUCAUUGAAAUGUGCUAUUACUCCACACCAAAAUCAUUCCCCACUUUGCUCAGAGUAAAAGUAAAAUUUAUGAAAUGAUCUGCAAAGUCCUGCAUGAUCUCUUUAUCCCUCUGACCUCUCCUCUCUGCUGCCAGUAUUAUUUUCUCAAGGCAUAUAGGACUUCUCAUUGUUGCUCAUGCAGACCAGGACUGGUCCUGUCCAAGGAUCUUCCAUUUGCUGUUCGCCCUACCUGGAAUGCUUUCUACUCUGCUUUCUAUUCAGGUUACUCCCUCACUUCCUUCAGGUUUUAUCACCUUGUUCCCUUCCUAGGGUGGUUUGCCCCAACCCUCCUCUCUCAAACUUAAUCCUUCCUGGUCAUUCCUGCCUCCUUCUUAUUUAAUUUUCUCUGUAAGAAGUGAUUCUAUUGAACAUACUAUCAUAUAUAAUUCACAUACCUUGUUUAUUUUGUCUCUUACACUAGAAAGGAAACCCUGUGAAGGCAGAAUUUCAGAUUGAGUUUCAUACUGUAUUCAGCCUCAUGGACUAGUGUCAGAUACAUAUUUGGUGCUCAAUAUGUUUGCUGAAUGAAUUGAUGAAAGUUAAGAAUAUGAGGUCUGAGGCCAGAAUGUAUAGGUCUGAAUGUUGAUUCCUCAGAUUACUAGUUCACUUUGAGUGAGUUUCUUGACCUCAUAUGGUUCACAUUCCUUUAUGUGUAAAAUAAGUAUGAAAAUAAAAGGUAUACAAUUUUAUGAGUAAAUACAUAUGAAGUACCUAGUACUUUACCUGGCAAGGACUAAGUUCUCAUUAACAUUAUAUGCUACUGUUUUAUGAAAUGCAUAUCACAUAUUUCCCUAAAUAACACACAAAAUAUUAAAGAAGGACCAUAUUCUUGUUGCAGACUGGCAUCUUUUCUCCUAGGAGCUUUCUUCCUACUUCCACUAUUAUAUUCCAUGAAAAAUACCCACCUAAUCUUGUUGUCUUAGCUCUAGUCCCCUAGAAUCACAGUCUAAGGUAGAAAUUCUCAUAAACUGGAUUAUUGACAGUGGUCUUAAGAGAAAUCUGUGUGGAAGUGAAAAAUGCAGGAGAGGACUGAAGAAGAAUCUAGGCAAUUAAAUGGUUUCAUGGACACCUAACUUCAUCUUUCCAGCCUGACCCUAAGAGCAUCCUGGGGCAUGAAUUGCACAACUAUACUAGCAUACUAGCAUCCCCACUGAGACUUCAAUCUCCUUCUAUGUCAAUGGACCAGUGGUUUCCAGAUGGUGCAGUAUGUGAUGGGAAAAUGAAUUCCAUGUAUGUGUUCCUCUGCUAUGCCUCUCUUAUAAUAGAAUGCUUCCUUUGGCCUAGGGUAAAAUGGCCAAGAAAUUCUGUUCACCCUCAAAUGCUGGCACUGGCGAAGGCACUGUGCAAAGGAAAUGUAUACCUAUAACUAGAAUAUGCAUUAAUUCCAGUUAGGAUAAACCAUCGACUUUUCCAAGAUGGAAGAGAUAUAAUGAAAUAAAAUUGUUACCAGAUGUAGUAACUACUUGGAUUGCCCUCAUCUUAUAUUGUAACGCUUCAUAACAGUUCCACCUCCACUUCUGAUCCACCUUCCUGCUAAUGAACCUGGGAGGCAGCAGAUAAUAGCCUGCAUACUUGGGUUCCUGCCACCCAUGUAGGAGAUGCAGAUAGAGUUCCUGGAUCCUGAUGUUGGCCUGGCCCAGGCCUAGCUGUUGCAGGUGUUUAGAGAAUGAAAUAGCAGAUGGUAGACAUUUCUUUCUCUGUUUUUCUUUCACUCUGUGCCAUUUUGCAUUUCAUAUAAAUAAAUAGAUAAAUAAAUACCUUAAAAAGAAGAUGUGGCACCACAUGACUAAGUGGUCUCUUUAAAACUGUACCGUAUCAGGGAGACCAUAGCACUGUUUGUUGCUGAAAAAAAAAAAAAAAACACUGAAUAGCAGUAGCUAAAUUAGCCUUUGUGAGAAAGAGUUCAUUCUGUUGGCCCAUGAAUUAUCUUAACGUCUGACACUCUGGUGUUUCCACUCACGAACCCUUUGUGCAAAUAUUAAGGUAACUAAGAGUCUGGUUGGUAUUGAUUGAUUCAAUCAUCCUGUCUAAUUAAUUGUAUAGUGCAUCUUGUGCAGUGGACGCUCUGUAAAGGACAUGAAUUUGUUACAAAAAAUUUCACCCUUUUUGCUCACUGUCACAGGUAUAGUCACAUACUCUUUUGCAGACAUUUAUAAGCUUCAUCUUUUAAAUUCAUCUCCUUCUAGCAUAUGGUUAACCAGCUAAAUGAUUUUCCACUGCAUCCACUUUUCAAGGAAUUUGCAGACCAUUUUUCUAUGAAUAUAUAAGGUAGACAACCAAGUAUACUGCCUGAAAGCAUUUCUACUUGGAGGAUUUCCCUUCACCAUUGUCUGCUAGACUCACUCCUUGGAGAGAGUAGUGCACACUAACCACUUUUGGAACUCUGUUAAUAUUCAAAGUUGAUUCAUCUAGAUUUCAAUCCAGUUUAUUUUAUAAACUGUUUCUAGAGAACUAUCUGAUGGACUCUGUAAGUGUUUGAUGAGUAAAAAUUGUGGACAAAACAGUGGUAAAUGACUUCAGAAUCUGGACCCCUUGUUUACACACUGAAUUGUGUCUUCUGGAUCCAUUCAACCCCAGUCUUGCAUGUGCCACUUCUAUCUUACAAUGUAUUACAACUAGGAUUACCUGAUUUUAUGAACUAGCAUAUCUUAUAGAUAUCUGCUCCUAAGGACAGCUUUGGUGUUCCAUUGUCAUAUAUUCAAUCUCUACCAUGUAUUCAUGUGGGAGCAUCUUGACUCUUGAUAAGAUUUUCUAAUAAUCUAUGGGUUGCACUAACUACCAGAUUAUAUUUCUUUAUAUCUUUUCAAAGUGCUACAAUAUUUUCCAAACAGAAGGACUACUAUGAUCUACUAUACAGUUUCCAGAUGACCUUGGUCCUUGAGACUCUAUGGCAACUAACUUGGAAAGGUGUGUUAGUAUUGCACUGGGAUGAACUGAUGUGGGAAUUGUUUUUGAUUCUUCUUCAGAGGUAUUAUUACAAAGAAUGUAUUUGAAAGAUCAGCAUUCACUGGCAUAUAACAGAGGCUUUUAAAAUCUGGUCUAGUACAAUAAAGCAGCUAUAAUUAGGGAUACUAAAUGGCUAAAUCCACUCAAUUACCAUAAUAUGUCACCUUUUUGUAGGAACCAAAAUUGCAUCAAAUGGGAAUAUUAUGGAGACUGUAUCCUGCAUUCUUUAAACCUUUAAGGAUUUUACUGAUUUAUUCCAGUAUUCCUAAAAUAUGAUAUUGUCAUGUUUACUUUCCUGGCCAGAAUAAGUAAAGGUUGCUACAAGAUAUCCAGCUAAACUUAAGCUUUCUCUACUAAAAUAGCUCAUUCUCCACUGGUUGGGACACCAUUGGUAUGGUUUCAAGAGUCAGUAUGUAUACUGUUUUAAUUAUAAAUUGAGAAAUGAGAAAAUGACUACCUGUAAAGGUCUGUGGACCCAUUGUGAAGUGGAUCUGACCCUGAAGACUACUUAUUAUCUGGCUUCCAUAUGCUCCUACUCUAAAAGUAAUCGUACCGAGUAUUUAAGAAAGCAUAAAUAGAAGCACUCUGCACAUGACAUAAUUACAAUGUAAAGAUAUAUUCUAUCAUUAACAUACUAUAGCAAUAUUGGACAAAGAAUGAAACUAAAGUUGCAGAGUGAGAGAGAGAGGGAGAGAGAUAUUCUCCAUCUUUUCAUCACUUCUCAGAUGGCUGCAAUAGCCAGACCUGGGUUGGGUGGCAGGGGCACAAGUACUCGAGCCAUUUUCAGCUGCCUUUCCCACUCCAUCAGAAGGUAUCUGGAUCAGAAGUGAAGCAGCCAGCACAUGAACUGGUGCCAAUAUGGAAUGCUAGCAUUGCAGGCAAUGGUUUUAUCCACUGUGCUACAACACUGCCCCAUUCUCAAUUCUUGAGUGAACUGUAAUGGUUGUGUAUUUGAGUGGCUAAAAUUGUUUGCAUGAUACUUCCAUGAUUUCCUUGUUCUAAAUAUGCUUUCUAUGUGUUAUGUACCCCUUUUAAAGGCUAAUUUAAUUUGGUUCUUGGUGAAUAAAUAAUACAUUACAUCAACUGAAUUAAGAAUUAUAAUUAUAUAAUCAUAUCAAUUGAAGCAGAAAAAGUAUUUAAUAAAGUUCAAUAUACAUUUAGAAUAAAAAUAUUGAAUAAGUUAGGCAUAAAAUUAACAUUACUCAACAUAAUAUAGGUUAUAUAAAACAAACCUGUGUCCAAGAUUGAAUGGAAUAGGGAAAAGCUGAAAGCAUUAUUUGUGAAAUUUGAAACCAGACAAGGUUGUCCACUCUCACUGCUCUUAAAAAUUCAAUAUAGAGCUGGAAGUUUAUCUAGAGCAGUUAGGCAACAGAAAGAAAUAAAAGACAUACAAAUUGGAAAGGAGAAAAUCAAAUUAUCUCCAUUGAUUAUUUGAUUUCAUCUGUAGAAAAACUCAAAGAUCCACUACCUUUAAAAGACUAUAAGAACGGAUAGAUAAAUUCAUCAAAAUCUCAGGAUAAAUGAUCAACAAUCAAUAGUUAGUAUGAUUAUUAUACACUAAUGAAAUCACUAAGGAAGAAAUUAUAAGAUUCAUGUCAUUUACAAUAGGUAAAAACAAAAGAUAAAAUCUAGAUAUAAAUAUCAUUAAGUAUGUGAAAAACUUUGAUAAUGAAAAUGACAAAACACUAAUGAAAGAAAUUGAAGAAGAUGUGCAGAAAUAGAAAACCUCCCAGGUUUGUAAAUUGGAAGACUUAAUAUCAUUAAAAUAUUCAUACUAGUGAAAGUGAUUUAUAAAUAAAAUGCAAUUACCCUAAAAAUACCAACAAUAUUCUUCAGAAAACUAAAAAAAAUCAAAAUUCAUAUAGCUUAAUAGUCUCCAAAUAAACAAAGCAAUCUUGAAUAACAAGAAUCAAACUUGUGACAUCAUAAUAUCUUAUUCUGAAACAUAAAUUGGAGCCUUAGUUACAAAAACAACAGGCUACUGUCAUGAAAAUAGUCACAUAGACUAAUGGGACAUAACAGAGAUCCCAGAAAUGAAACCACAGGAGAAUCAACAGAUUCUUGACAAAGACAUAAAAACCAUACAUAGGGCUGGUGCUGUGGCGCAGCAAGUUAAUGUUCUGGCCUGAAGCGCCGGCAUCCAAUAUGGGUGCCAGUUCAAGACCUGGCUGCUCCACUUCCGAUCCAGCUCUCUGCUGUGGCCUGAGAAAGCAGUAGAAGAUGGCCCAAGUCCUUGGGCCCCUGCACCCACGUGGGAGACCUGGAAGAAGCUCCUGGUUUCUGGCUUUGGAUCAUCACAGCUCCAGCCAUUGCAGCUAAUUAGGGAGUGAACCAGCUGAUGGAAGACCUCUCUCUCUCUCUCUCUUUCUCUCUCUCUGCCUCUCCUCUCUCUGUAUAACUCUGACUUUUGAUCUCAGUCCUUAAUGUGCUGUACAUUGUGAUUUAAUGCUAUAACUAGUACUCAAACAGUAUUUUUCACUUUGUGUUUCUAUGUGGGUGCAAACUGUUGAAACCUUUACUUAAUAUAUGUUAAACUGAUCUUCUGUAUAUAAAGAUAAUUGAAAAUGAAUCUUGAUGUGAAUGGAAGGGGAGUGGGAGCGGGAAAGGGGAGGGUUGUGGGUGGUAGGGAAGUUAUCGGGGGGAAAGCCAUUGUAAUCCAUAAGCUGUACUUUGGAAAUUUAUAUUCAUUAAAUAAAACUUAAAAAAAAAACAUACACUAGAGAAGUGGUCUGUUCUAGAAAUGAUGUUGGGAACACUGGGUAUUCAUAUGCAAAAGAUUAAAUUUUGAGCCUCCACCCACGUUAGAUCCUAUACAAAGUCAACUGUAAAUAGAUGAGAGAUGUAAAUCUAAGAUCUGAACCUAGG